Messenger RNA from Aspergillus aculeatinus CBS 121060, 1863 nucleotides. RefSeq names its product ATP-binding protein. The coding region runs from base 1 to 1863 and encodes 620 amino acids. Lineage: Eukaryota; Fungi; Ascomycota; Eurotiomycetes; Eurotiales; Aspergillaceae. Gene Ontology annotation, molecular function: ATP binding; ATP hydrolysis activity. The record is from RefSeq and is a predicted model, not a curated record. The transcript is spliced from 2 exons.
AUGGAUAAGCUCGAACCCACCGAAGAAGCAGCGAAACCUGGCUCCAUCUGCGAGGCCCACGUGCUGUACCAAACCGCCCCGGACGAGAGGGGCCGCACCUCCUGGACCCGCGAGCCGCCCAAGGACCUCCUCGAUCCCGCGGAAACGCCCCUGUCCGGCAGAUUUGUGCUGCUGGUCCGGAAGGUCAAAUGCUACGACGGGAAGCGGAACCUCAAGAUCCACUCCGUUAUCGUCCAAAGCCAGCCCCUCAAGGGGUUUCUGGCCCGCCUUCUGACGGGCUACCCCGGGAUUACGUCCAGCCUCGACCGCCUUGAGUUCCAUCAGCCGUUCCAGCCGUUCGUCCACCGAUGGGAGGAGUUCUGCCAGGCACGGGCCCGCGAAGACGAUCCCACCACCCAAGCCCACGUGGAGCUUCUGUUCCGGAUCCUCGAGGAGGAGCUGCGCGAGACCAUUGCGCGCAAGAACGACCUCGUCAAGAACCAGGUGAUCACCCACGAUCUGCUGUGGGCGAUCUUCGAGCCCGGCGCUCCGAUCAUCAGGGUGGUCGACGGGCGCCAGCGCGCGUUCCGGUUCCAAUCCGGCAGCUACGAUAAGCGAAGCGGCGUGUUCGAGAUCGCAGCCCAGUACGUCGACUGGGAUGGCGAGGGCUUCGGGUACGAGACGGAAGAAUUCACGCUCAGCCCCUACGAAGGUACCACCCCGAUUGUGGACCUCUCGAGCUUCCCCCUUGCCUACCACCGCGAGCACGCCCGCAUCCGCGAAGAGCUCAUUGCCCGGGGUAAGCUCUGGGAAGGGUACCGCGGAUAUCACUACCAGCAAUACAAAGGUCUGGCGAAGGGCUACAUCCCCGUCCUCAACCGCCAGAUGAAGUUCAACAUCCAAGGGCGGAUCGUGAUCGACACGGAAGCGUACAACAACUUCAACGCACAAGAAGAGAUCACCGGGUUAGACCGCAUCGCCGCCGGCGGCGGCAGCAGCACCACCACCACCAGCCUGUCCGAUGACCAACGACUGAUCGCCACGCCCAUCGUCCGGGGCUAUGCCCUCCAAGAGAAACGGUGGCUGGCGUUCUUCGUCGACGGGGUCAAGGACAUCGUCUGGGACGCGCACGCCUUCGACUCCCUGGUCCUGCCCCACGAGCAGCGCGACCUGAAGAAACUCGUGCUGGGCUUUGCGCGCGCCCAGGCCCGCAGCCGCGACGCCUUCGACGACGUGAUCCACGGCAAGGGGCGCGGGGUGAUCAUGCUCCUGAGCGGGCCGCCGGGCGUCGGCAAGACCCUCACGGCCGAGAGCGUCGCCGAGGUGAUGCAGGUGCCGCUGUAUGUCCUGAGCGCGGGCGAUCUGGGCACCACGCCCGAGCGCGUGGAGAACACCCUCCGCGACGUCCUCACCAUGAUCCCCCGAUGGGGCGCGAUCAUUCUCCUCGACGAGGCCGACGUCUUCAUGGAGGCGCGCGAUACCCUCGAUCUGAAACGGAACGAGCUCGUCUCGAUAUUCCUAAGACUUCUCGAGUACUACGAGGGCAUCUUAUUCCUGACCACCAACCGCGCCGAGCACAUCGACCCGGCCUUCGAAUCGCGGAUCCACAUGUCCAUCCGCUACCCCGAGCUCACCUUCGCAUCGCGACACCAGAUCUGGCGUCAAUUCCUCACCCAACAACGCCAUACAGAACCAUUCUCGGAGGAUGAGCUGGACCGGCUCGCGGCGCUGGAGCUCAAUGGCCGGCAGAUCAAGAACGUCCUCCGCACGGCGCACCUGCUGGCCGAGGAGGAGGGCUGUGCACUGACACACGCGCAUGUGCAGGGGAUCUUGAGCUUGAGGGACUAUCUGAAGCAAGGGGGGAUGAGCAGUGGAGGUGGAUAA